CCCACUCGCCCCGCGCCUCCCGGCAGAGUCCCCUCGCGGCGGCAGAUGUGUGUGGGGUCAGCCCACGGCGGGGACUAUGGUGAAAUUCCCGGCGCUCACGCACUACUGGCCCCUGAUCCGGUUCCUGGUGCCCCUGGGCAUCACCAACAUAGCCAUCGACUUCGGGGAGCAGGCCUUGAACCGAGGCAUCGCUGCUGUCAAGGAGGACGCAGUGGAAAUGCUGGCCAGCUACGGGCUGGCGUACUCCCUCAUGAAGUUCUUCACGGGUCCCAUGAGUGACUUCAAAAAUGUGGGGCUGGUGUUUGUGAACAGCAAGCGAGACAGGACCAAAGCCGUCCUGUGCAUGGUGGUGGCCGGCGCCAUUGCUGCCAUCUUUCACACCCUGAUAGCUUAUAGUGACUUAGGCUACUACAUUAUCAAUAAACUGCACCAUGUGGAUGAGUCUGUGGGCAGCAAAACGAGACGGGCCUUCCUGUAUCUCGCUGCCUUCCCUUUUAUGGAUGCAAUGGCGUGGACCCAUGCUGGCAUUCUCCUCAAACACAAAUACAGUUUCCUGGUGGGAUGUGCCUCGAUCUCCGAUGUCAUCGCUCAGGUCGUGUUUGUCGCCAUCUUACUGCACAGUCACCUGGAAUGCAGAGAGCCUCUGCUCAUCCCCAUCCUGUCCUUGUACAUGGGCGCCCUCGUGCGCUGCACCACCCUGUGCCUGGGCUACUACAAGAACAUCCACGACAUCAUCCCCGACCGGAGCGGACCGGAGCUGGGGGGAGAUGCAACCAUAAGAAAGAUGCUGAGCUUCUGGUGGCCUUUGGCACUCAUCUUGGCCACACAGAGGAUCAGUAGGCCGAUCGUCAACCUCUUUGUUUCCCGGGACCUUGGUGGUAGUUCCGCAGCUACUGAGGCAGUGGCAAUUUUGACAGCCACAUACCCUGUGGGUCACAUGCCAUAUGGCUGGUUGACGGAAAUCCGUGCUGUCUACCCGGCUUUUGACAAGAAUAACCCCAGCAAUAAACUGGUGAGCACUAGCAACACCGUGACCGCGGCCCACAUCAAGAAGUUCACGUUUGUCUGCAUGGCCUUAUCACUCACGCUCUGUUUCGUGAUGUUCUGGACGCCCAACGUUUCUGAGAAAAUUCUGAUCGACAUCAUCGGCGUGGACUUCGCCUUUGCAGAGCUCUGCGUCGUUCCCCUGCGCAUCUUCUCCUUUUUCCCAGUUCCAGUCACUGUGAGGGCGCAUCUCACCGGGUGGCUGAUGACUCUGAAGAAGACCUUCGUGCUGGCCCCCAGCUCCGUGCUUCGGAUCAUUGUCCUCAUCACCAGCCUCGUAGUCCUGCCCUACCUGGGGGUACACGGAGCCACUCUGGGUGUGGGCUCCCUCCUGGCAGGAUUCGUGGGAGAAUCCACCAUGGUCGCCAUAGCCGCGUGCUACGUCUAUCGGAAACAGAAAAAGAAGAUGGAGAACGAGACAGCCGCCGAGGGGGAGGACUCGGCCAUGACAGACAUACCACCGGCAGAGGAGGGGACCGACGUGGUGGAAAUGCGAGAGGAGAACGACUAAGGAGCGAGCGGGACGCGGGGACAGCAGGGCAGCCGAGGGGGCAGCGCAGCGACAUCUCCUCUCCCGUCGUGCUUGCUUUCUUCUGCUGGGGCUUUGGAUUUGGGUUUGGGUUUGGGUCAGGGAAGAGGCCUCGCCCUGAAGGUCUGGCGGAGACUCUGCGGCAUACCGGGUGCGCCCGCUCGGCUGCGCGGACCCGAACUGCGGUCUCUGCCAUCACCUGCUGCACACGAACAGAACAAUGAGUUCACGCCCCCGCUUCCCCGGAAAUCCCGAAGGCGCAGCUGCCUCUAGAACAGCCUGUCUCCUCCUCCUCCCUCGGACAAUCUCCACUCGGAACCAAAGGACUGCGGCUGUGCCAGCGGCGCCCUCGGCCACCCCCGCCCAGGGCCGGCCUGGACCCUGUCCCUCCGCAUCUCUCUUCCGAAUCCACACGCUACAGCUCGGCUCCCUCUGGCUGGCUUCCCGGGAACACAGCUGUGCGGAGAGACGCGGCCCCGGAGGCCUUCCACCCCGCACGGCCCGCGGCCACCAAUGGCCCCCGCCCCCAAGCAGAGCGUCCGCGACGGGCGGCGGCCGGCCUGGCCGUUCACGCUGACCGGUGCCUUUGUGAACGCGCUGCGCGGCCGGACAGACGGCCAGGCCUGCCCUCCCGUGGGAAGGGUCGGGCCGCCAGGGGCGUAGCGGACUGAACGAGAGCAUCUCACCGGCAUUUUCCUAGGUUUGAGCGAGCUCCCACCUUUCAGGCCCCGCCGUGUACAUACAUGAGCUAAUUUUUUUUAAGUUGUCAGGACAGCGCAUCUCCAAAUGUCAGCAUCCUCAGGCAUGACUUUCCCCGAAGGCUUGUUUUUCACUCACCUCUCCUGAAGAUGGCGCUAGAGCAAGUGAAACGGAGCGUUCUAACUUCACAUUCUUAGUUUUUAAAAAAGUGAACGGAAGCUUUAAGUCCUAAUCUAGCAUUCUAAUGCCAGGUUGCUGUAUCGUAACUUUCGAAGUAGAUUCAUUACCUGGUUCCGCUGCUCUUAGUCAUAACCACGCGGGACAGGUAAUUUCACGCCACACGAUAAAGCAAGACAUUUUCUAAGCGAUAGCAAAGUCACUAUGUGAUAUUCCCUGAAAUGACACAUUUGAGAUCCAUUUAGUGCAGUAUAUUUUUCUAAGUUUUGGAAAGCGGGUUUUUUCUUUAAAAAAUUAUGGACACAGUUCACUAAAUUCUUGAUUUAGUCAAAAUUCCUAGACGGAAAGAACCUAAACACAAAAAUAUUUUAAAGAUAUAAAUAUAUACUGUAUAUGUUAUGUAAUUUAUUUUAGGCUAUAAUACAUUUCCUAUUUUCGCAUUUUCAAUAAAAUGUCUCUAAUACAAUACGGUGAUUGCUUGUGUGCUCCACAGACCUGCAUUUGAAACGUAUUGUAUCGAUGAACAUUGUAUUUUAUUUACAGCAGUUUCACAGAGUCUGUCAUUUGUAUAUAAAUGUAAGGCUCAAUAAAUGAGGAGAGAACUAUUUUUCAUUAUGGGUGGCAGGGGUAUAAAUAGGUCAGCUGGCAUAGACAACAGUGGGAAUGGAAAUAUACACUGGAAGGGGCAAAAAAGAAAAAAAGGAAGAAACAGGCAAGCCUUUCGUGUUUAUUGUUUUCAGUGCUGUGUAAUCAUAUUGUUCCUCGUUUAAAAAAAAAAAAAGAAUGUAAGGGCAUAAAGUCAGCCAUGAACAUCACAGGGCUGCAUUCACAUUUCCGGACAUCAAGUGACCUUGGGUGUGUCCACCAUGGGGACAGAUUUUCAUGUGCUUCCUCUGAGAGACUUUUCCUCCAUAUAGAUGAGUGCUGGGAAUCAAGAUGGGUAGCUCUCGGCUGGUUUCAGGGGCAGAUCUGAGAAGAUGGGGAAAAAAACGUCUAAUUGUAUCAGCUUUUUAAAAGUACAUGACUAGAAAAUUAAACAGCAGUAUUUUUUAACAUGUGUGACUAUCUCAUGCUUGUGGGGGUAGAGCGUGAAGAUCAAACUGAAAAAGCCAUCUCUUCCCAAGUCAGGGAAAGCUCAGCUAGAGAGCCUUCAUUACACAACUAGAAGGUGUCACUAAACCUCAGAGACACCGUCGGUGAUGACGGGCCAUAAAUAUGUGGCCACUGUCUCAGAGAACAGGGGAAGCUACCCCACACCCAGACCAUGACGACAGACAUCGUGCGGGACGUGUCCAAUACCUUCCACCUUGAAGCACGCCGUCCCUCACACAGUUCCUCCACGUGGGCUAACUUCAUUCAUGGCCUACCACGCACACCUUAGCACACCUUAGCUUCUAAAGCAGGACACGGUGUUGGCACCCUCAGAUGGGAAAGGCGGUCGGAAGGGGGAGGGGGGACACGACACUGCUCCAUCCCACUUUUCAGAGUAAGGAGGGCCACACCUUUGACUUUGCUGGCCAAAAAAAAAACAAAAUUUCCCCAACACAGGUUUCUUUUUUCUUGCCAGUCGCUUAGCGGACAGGUAUCAUUAGAAGGGCGUGGUGCCUGGGAAAGUCACAGGUCAAGGACUGUGAAAAGACCAAGCGUGACUUUCUCCAUGUUGGGUGAUCCUUGUAGACAAAUAUAACCUGAAACGACUGGGGCACAAAGCUGUUUUCAAAUGCUGAGAAGUGAAUUGGGGCAGUUCAAAGCAGUCUUUCUAUACCGAAGGUUUUCCCAGGACAGAGGCCUCCUUGCUUUUAUUGAGGGUCUAAGCCAGGUCAUUCUACGCAUGAAGGCGUCGUGUGCUCUCUUCCACUCAGAGCUUGCCAGCACAGGGCAUCAGAUGCCCGAGAAGUGAGCGGGAAGAACCAGGCGAGACUCGCUGCAGGGAAGUCAUGAUAGGGCUGCACCUGUUGGCCUGAGGCUCAGGGGCCUGUUGAGAGGUUUGCCUACUGGCCAGAACCUCUCGCCUGACUGGAUUCUUUCAUCUGGGCAUGGGGGGCCAUUGGUUUACAAAACGGGGUGGAAGCCAGGCAUGGCCCCUUGCUGCCUGUGUUGGGUCCGCCUUCUCCCAAAGGUCUUCUUGUUCUGCGUUUGUUUCAUGGGCUCGGCCUGAGCAUGUGGCUUGGCUUUGGAGAUGUCCAUGAAGGGCUGAUACCCUCAGAAAGAAUAGCUUUCAGUGUUUAGGAUAUAUCAGGUGGGGCGGAGGAAAGCUUUGGUAUGGUAGCAAAUACACUUUUUCAUUCUUUGCGUCCUACCAAUAAAUAACUUCGGGAGGUGCAGAGGGCAGGGCCCACGAGGAGGCAAGCCAGGGAGGGGCUCCACCAGAGUCAAGCUCCAUCCAGUUGAAAGUUCUCUAAACCCCAAGGCACUUCCCAGCCAGGGUCCAGCUCUACAGUCCUCACGGGCAGCCUUUUCUGGACCUCUCUCGGGUUGGGAUAGUCAUUACAUUUCCCAAGUGUGACCAAAGUUCUUCAAAGAUAGCUUCAAGUAACAAGUGAAAAAAACUCAACAGCUCCCUACCAUAAUUGCUCCCCAUUUGGGCUUUUUUCUUAUGGGAGGAAAGGGGGGAAGAAGAGAGUAACUUUUUUUUUUUUUAUACUCUUAGUGUCUAGAAACAAAACGGUUUGAAGACUUAGUAGUUCUCUUGACCAGUCUCUUUCCUUAAUGCAGACUGAAGUGGGAGAGCCCAAGAGGCUGUGUUGCGAGAGAAAAAGUAUUCACAGUCUUGUUAUUCAAUGACAUGACCUUGAAAAAUAUGUUCUUGUAUUUAAAAAUCUUUCUACUUCCAUGAAUCUCUAAGCACAACCAUGCCCAGGACAGCAUGGGCUGUUGUGUUCUAAGGAGCUGUGACUUCUGGCCUCUUAUUUUGCAGGUGAGCUGACCCCUAAAAAUAGGAAUGAAGUUUCCAAACAAAGCGAGGCACAGCCCAGCAAAGGGGGCUUUUUGUGUUCGAAGUCUGGCCCCUCUUGUCGGCGGGAGGGGCUUCGGCAGACACGGCCCCUUGUAGCCUGGAGACCUCUGCGGUCCACGUGCGGCCAGUUCUGUGAUACCCGUGGCUCCCCGCGGCCACCCUCCCGCGGCUCUUUCUAAAAAGCAUGUGAACCGUAGAAAAGCAUGUUUUUGAGCAACGUGUUUGGUAAACAUUUGAGAGGCUUCUCCGUGUGGUUAUUCUGAGUCUCUAUUUCUGUCAUUUGAAGGAGCAAAACAUCACAUGAUCCAUCAGCUGAUCAAACCACACAUAAAACAGGACGUAGAAGAAAUCCAGAGACAAAUGUACCAAAAGGCCCUGUCGCCUGCCCUUGAAAAGACCUUUUAAGGUCUCAAAUUUACUGGACUAAUGUUCAAAGUGAGAUCUUAUUAUGUAAUCCAAAUAACCCCAACUCCACUCAGAGGUCAGAAAAGGGGUGUGUGUGUCUUACUGUCUGAUCUCGGAAGGGGGAAACAGUGGAGAGGGGACAUUCUGAGUUGACUUUCCUCCCACGAGGGGAGGCUGGAGCUGUCAGCAGCUGGGCGAAGCAGACCACAGGGAGGCGGGCCGCUCGGUCACCGCAUCAUUUUUAAGUCAUUCUUGCCAAGUCCCGGUGAUGCCCAAAUGUUUUUCCCUCUGCUUCAUGUACGAUCAGCCAGGGUCCCUCAAAGCCUGCGUCAGGUCAGGCACCUGCACAGACAGCGUGGGGGAUGUGUUCACGGGGGACCUCGAAGCUGGGUUACAAAACUUCAGUCCCCUCCGCUAACAAGUCUCACCACAGGCCCUGUGUGUCCGCAGAAUCGCACAAGAGCCCGAAGUAGAAGUGGUGUCCUUAGGUUAAAGGACACUGGGGACAGACCAGCCCGUCUGGCUUCGUGGAAAUCCCUCGGCGCAGGGAGACUGGUUGGCCCCGGAGGAUUUAGAGGCAGAUGUUCUCCAGCCGUGCACAGGGGGCGAGAAAGGGCUGCCUUUGGCGUUGGGAAACAUCACGGCCAGGCCGACUCUGGUUCUCUGAGCACAGGGAACCCGUGGUUUGGAUGAACCGGCUACCAAGGGGUAGUUCAGACCAGCCUGGUGGAACGAAGGAGGUAUGAGGUGUCCACCCGCGUGAGUCCCCCAGUCCCCGCAGCGUGGACCAGCCGUCACAAAGCAGGUGAGUUGUCACCACACACCCCCACCGCGAGCCGCCCCCACCAGGCUCAGGGCAGCAAACACACAGCUCCCUGGGGCCGGGCUGUAGUCAGUUUGCUGGAUGAUGUUCCGAGAGCACAAACACCCAGAGCCGGGAUGACCAAGGAGCUCGUUACAGCCCUUCCCGAAUCUGGACAGAGCUCCCCCAUGAAAUGAUUCUGUGCGACGCGGACCAGCCGGUGCUCACCCAUCUAAGGAGAGCUUAAAUGGCUGUAGAUCUAGAGCCUGACCCUCAGAGCUCUCACACUGUGCCCGCGGCACACUGUCACCUGCGCACCGAGAGGCUGACGCCAUUAGCCCUAAGGCUCCUUCCAGGGCCAUUGCGCUGUGUACGAUCUAGGAUUUGGAGCACACGACAGGAUGAAAGAUAAAAUUACCUCCUUCUUCAUCUCAGAUCUGAACAUUAGCAGUGAGGCAGAAUGGUUUUUCUUUUUUUAACAAAAUGAAGUCUGCGGGAAGUCAUUCGACACGUGCUGUGGCUGUCCACUGACCAGUCCACUGUGGUUUCACAUCAAAACUGGGGGUUCGUGGAAACCAGUCAUGUUAAAACAUUUGCACAGCCUUGGGUCAGAAGUGACUGCAGAGGUCAGUAUAAAAUACAUACAGAACUUGAGCAAGUGCUGCGUGUGUAUUUAAUAGAUGGAACUUUCUGCGUGGUUAAACCAAUUUCUAGAUGCUUUCCUUCUUUGGUUACUGGGGGGUGGAGCUCACACUCAUGAGAUGUCAAACGGUUUUCACACUCUAAUUUUACUCUAAGCUUAGAUCUGGCAUCCGGCUAAGACUGCUCUUAGUUUCUUGAUUUUCUAAACUCUGUCAGUCUAUUUAUACAUCCCAAUUACAUGGUUUCCUAAUUCUAACUGCAUUUUCCUUUUCUGUCAAACAUACAGGAGGCAUUAAAAUUUUGCCUUUGCCUUGGUAGCUAAACCCUCUAGCUGCUGGGUUAUUUCUCGAAACUCCCUUAUUUAAAUGUGACCUAUUGCUUCAAAUUACAGUCUAUGUGAAAAUGAAUUCUGACUUCCCGGCAUUGCGGUAAUACUGAAAGCACUUCUGUGAGGCUCAGCUUCUCCCCACCGCUUCUUGAAUGGGGAUACCCAGCUUAGACAGGCAUCAGGGAAGUAAGAAGGCCAGAACCUGAAACCCCCUCCUGCCCACAUCUAAGAGAUUCUUGUUCUUAUCGAUCAUUGUGUGAAAAGCAUGACUCUUCUUUAAAAUGUGGUGUCUUCACCUCAAAGAGUGACGGCGCUCAUCCUUUGAACCUCCCAUGAGAGAUUACAGAGAGAAAGGGUUCUAUCACACACCUGUAAUUAAGAGGGUUGGGAGACUCCCACUGCCCAGCCUGAGGCAGCUUCUGCUUUAUUCCAUGUCUUUGGGUUAAAAUCCCAGGUCUCUUGCCUCGACCAUGCUUCUCUGUUACCGCCUCUAACACUGCCAUGUUUUUUAGUCAAAGAGGUCAAUACCUUUCUUGCCAUUCAUGGCACUUAGGCUGCGGCCUGUCUUCUUGCCUGGCUCAAAAUGAAUCACAUUAUCAUCCACCCAGAAACCUAUUCCAUGACACCAUCCUGCACCAGCAGCGUCCCACUAACCCCCAGCAGCUCUCCCUCCUGUCACUCUCUCACUUCUGUCCCUCCUCUGCAUCCUCUUUAGUGCCACUGGCUUAGCUCAGGGACUCCUGGUCCAGAUGCUACAGGAGCCUUCUCCAAGCUCAUCUGUCCCCCUGGACUAUGAUGUAAAUGACACCUCCCAGAGUUUUUGCAGUGCACAACCUGCACAACCAUUCCCAGCAGCUUGCCCACCUCUCCUCACCU
Molecule: messenger RNA, 8458 nt
Organism: Enhydra lutris kenyoni (northern sea otter)
Lineage: Eukaryota; Metazoa; Chordata; Mammalia; Carnivora; Mustelidae
Gene: ANKH
Product: ANKH inorganic pyrophosphate transport regulator
Exons: 12
Coding region: 77-1555 (492 amino acids)
Biological process (GO): phosphate ion transmembrane transport
Cellular component (GO): membrane
Molecular function (GO): phosphate transmembrane transporter activity
Source: RefSeq, a predicted model, not a curated record